AUGCCUGAAUCAAACCCAAAUACCGCGUCUGAGGAUGAAUAUGACUUAAGGCAAUGCGCCGAAUGGCUAAACAGAUGUCGGAUUAUUCCUGAUGACCAUCCAACCCUUAUGCCUGACGGAUGUGGAUUACAGUUGGUUCAAACGCUCAUGGAUGGCGUCAAAAUUUGCCUUCUCCUUAACACCUUGACUAAUGGCGAGGUCGAUCCUCGUAAAAUGAAAGAUUUCAGUCCGCAAACCCAACAAUCUCCAUUUUUAUGCUGUCAAAACAUCAGAUUGUUUGUUAAGCUUUGCGAGGAGGAAUUCGGGAUCGAAAAGAAGUAUCUUAUCGAACCCAGCGACUUGUACCACGCCAAAAAUUUCGGAAAGGUUAUUGAACUCUUAUCGAGAUUGUCACGAUGUCCUCGAGCUCAGCUCUCAGGAAUCUCGGAGGACAUGCAGAUUGCAGCAGAUUCCAAUUACGCUGAUAUGGAUGAAGAUACCAAUGAGAUUCAACCUGAAGAUGAGCCAACUUCUCCGCGAUCAUUUUGUAUAAAAGAGAUUGUUACGACUGAGAAAAAUUAUGUCGAUGUGUUGAAAAUGCUCAUUGAGAAAUAUAAGUGGCCUCUUUCAAAGUGUCUUUCUUCACAGGAAUUGGAAGAAAUUUUCAAGUAUAUAGAGGAUCUUCAUUGUAUUCAUCGGGAACUCUUGUCCAACUUGAGUCUUGCAGUCAGUACCACUUUAGCUGUAAUGACUCUCGGAGAGGUUUUCAUCAAAAUCCGUGAUCGGCUGCUCAUUUAUGGAGAGUACUGUGGUCAUGUCCAGAAAGCCCAAACCCUGGUCUUGGAAAUCACUAAAAAUGAUAUUGAAAAACGAUCGAAGAUUCAGGAUUGUCAAGCACAAUCGGAUAACUAUAGUAAAUUCCACCUUACGGAGCUCUUAACUGUCCCUAUGCAGAGAGUGCUAAAAUAUCAUCUUCUAUUAGAGCAACUGUGUAAAUUAACAGACGAUGACCAUCCCGAAAAACCGGAGUUACAAACUGCUUUGGAUGGCAUGCGAGAAUUGGCUCAAACAAUUAACGAAGUCAAACGCGAUUUGGACGUUAUCAGUGCAAUUGAUCAAAUUCAAGCUAGCCUUCUGGAAAUUACCUUGGUCAAUCUUACAUGUGGAAUUCUUCAUAUUCCCACCUGA
Rodentolepis nana is the source of this 1167-nucleotide messenger RNA. NCBI's taxonomy places the organism in Eukaryota, Metazoa, Platyhelminthes, Cestoda, Cyclophyllidea, Hymenolepididae. The record is from the annotation of a GenBank genome assembly.